Messenger RNA from Chrysemys picta bellii (western painted turtle), 2176 nucleotides. Lineage: Eukaryota; Metazoa; Chordata; Testudines; Emydidae. The record is from RefSeq and is a predicted model, not a curated record.
GCUGGGCCGGGGAGGCCCCCGCGCGGGGCAUGCUGGGUCGGCUGGGCCCGGCCGCGGUGCACUGUGGGUCCGCUCGGCUCCCGCAGGAGGCGGUGGCGGAGCCUGGAUCGGGCCGGAGCCCGGGGGGGUCUGAGGCCCGGAUCCCCCCGGCACGGAGCGGGGACCCCCGGGAUGGGAGACCGCGGCCGCGACUGCAGGAGCCCCGACAGUUCGUCUCUGAGCUCAUCACCCCCACCGGAGCUCUCGGCCCCACUUCACCCCUCCAUGAUCAGCUCGGCCAUGACCUCCUCCAUCAACUCGCCCGUCAGCAGUUUGGGCUCCCCCUUCCCUGUCAUCAGCUCGUCCCUGGGCUCCCCUGGGCUCCCAGCCACGCCCUCCAGCGGCUAUGGCCCCGUAAGCAGCCCCCAGAUUAACUCCACUGUGAACCUGUCGGGCAUGCACUCCGUCAGCAGCUCGGAAGACGUCAAGCCCCCCCUGGGCGUGCGGGGUCUCCCGUGCCACCCCCACGGUGGCAUGAUGCCGGGGAAGCGCCUCUGUGCCAUCUGUGGGGACAGAUCAUCAGGGAAGCACUAUGGGGUGUACAGCUGCGAGGGCUGCAAGGGUUUCUUCAAGCGCACGAUCCGCAAGGACCUGACCUACACGUGCCGGGAUAACAAGGACUGCAUUGUGGACAAGCGCCAGCGUAACCGCUGCCAGUACUGCCGCUACCAGAAAUGCCUGGCCACCGGCAUGAAGAGGGAAGCGGUGCAGGAGGAGCGGCAGCGGGGGAAGGAGAAGGACGGCGACGGGGAUUUUGUAGGCGGCGCGAAUGAGGAGAUGCCGGUGGAGAAGAUCCUGGAGGCAGAGCUGGCCGUAGAGCAGAAAUCGGACCAAAGCGUCGACGGCUCUGGCACCGGGGGCAGCUCGGUGAGCAGGGGGGGGCGGGCAGGGCUGGGAGGUGUAUGGCAGAGCCAGGCCCUGGCAAGGGGCAUGUCCAGGGAGGGCAGGGGGCUCCAGAGGGAUGGGGUUUCAGGUCUGGGGGGGGGCUGGAACGAGCUGCUCAUCGCGUCCUUCUCGCACCGCUCCAUCUCGGUGAAGGACGGGAUCCUGCUGGCCACGGGGCUGCACGUGCAUCGCAACAGCGCCCACAGCGCCGGCGUGGGGGCCAUCUUCGACAGGGUGCUGACUGAGCUGGUGUCCAAGAUGCGGGACAUGCGGAUGGACAAGACGGAGCUCGGCUGCCUCCGGGCCAUUAUCCUCUUCAACCCGGAUGCCAAGGGCCUGUCGAACCCUGGGGAGGUGGAGCUGCUGCGGGAGAAGGUCUAUGCGUCUCUGGAGUCCUACUGCAAGCAGAAGUACCCCGAGCAGCAGGGCAGGUUCGCCAAGUUGCUGCUGCGCCUGCCGGCCCUGCGCUCCAUCGGUCUGAAGUGCUUGGAGCAUCUCUUCUUCUUCAAGCUCAUCGGGGACACCCCCAUCGACACCUUCCUCAUGGAGAUGCUGGAGGCCCCCCACCAGCUGUCCUGAGCCCCCAGCAGGCCACACGAGAGCGGCGCAAUCUGCGGCGGCUCCCCGGCACCCACCGCUGGACUGGGGGGCUGUGGACUCUUUUUGGGGGGCUGCCAGGAGAAGGCCCUGGGGGUAGUGUUGUCAGUUGUCGUGUUGGGGGGCCCCCUGGGUGUUCCCCCUUUCCCCAUCCCGGGUUUGGGAGCCCCCUAGGGUGUACUCUGUGUGCCUGCCUAGAGCUGGGGUGGCCCCAGACCGCUCCCUGGGGUGGGCCAUGGGGUGUACCUCGUUCCCCCAGUUGCUGGCACCCCCUGGAGGUACCCCGGGCUGACCUCCGAGGCUCCCUCAGUGCUGUGGCACCCCAGUAUUGGUGUACCGGGGGGAGCAAAGCUAGAGAUUUCAGGUAGGGGGGUGAGAGGAGCCCCCCCAAACUCCCCACUGUAAAAUAAUCCCCCAUCUACCCCUUCUCUCUGCAGGGCAGUGGGACCCCCCAUGGCGUGGGAAGCCUGGCCCAGCCCCUCACCUUGUGGGGGGACCUUCUGGCCUCACCCCCUUCAAGGGUUCCUGGCAUGGUCCCCUUCCCCUGUCUGGCGGGGGGGGGGGGUGUCGUUCUGGCGAAAUCCCCCUUGAGUGCUUCUGUGAGGAAUGGGUGUGCGUGGAGUGACUCCUGUGCUGUUGGGGGGGGGAUUGGAGU